This is a messenger RNA of Triticum aestivum (bread wheat), 1306 nucleotides long. RefSeq names its product dehydration-responsive element-binding protein 1H. The coding region runs from base 82 to 819 and encodes 245 amino acids. Lineage: Eukaryota; Viridiplantae; Streptophyta; Magnoliopsida; Poales; Poaceae. Gene Ontology annotation, biological process: regulation of DNA-templated transcription. Gene Ontology annotation, molecular function: DNA-binding transcription factor activity; DNA binding. The transcript has a single exon. The record is from RefSeq and is a predicted model, not a curated record.
UACUCCUACCCAUAGCCACCAAGGCAGCAGCCCCGGCUCCUCCUCCAGUCAACUAGUCAAGCAAAAGUACGUACCGCGGCAAUGGACACGGGCCCCGAGCGCAACUGGAACUCGCCGGCAUCCCCGCCGUCCUCGCUCGAGCAGGGGAUGCCGACGUCCCCUGCGUCGCCGACGCCGAAGCGCCCCGCGGGGCGCACCAAGUUCAAGGAGACGCGCCACCCAGUGUUCCACGGCGUGCGCCGCCGGGGUAGUAACGGCCGAUGGGUGUGCGAGGUGCGCGUGCCGGGGAAGCGCGGCGAACGGCUCUGGCUCGGCACGCACGUCACCGCCGAGGCGGCCGCGCGCGCGCACGACGCCGCCAUGCUCGCGCUGUACGGCCGCACCCCCGCCGCGCGCCUCAACUACCCGGACUCGGCGUGGCUGCUCGCCGUGCCCUCCUCCCUCUCCGACCUGGCGGACGUCCGGCGCGCCGCCAUCGGGGCCGUCGUGGACUUCCUGCGCCGGCAGGAGGCGGGCGCUAGCACCGGCGCCGUCACCGAGGUGGCCUCCAUCGACGGGAUCGCCUCCGCCGCGUCGGCACCAGACAAUGCCAGCUCGGCGGCGGCGGCAUCCCACUCCCAGCCGCCAUGCGCCAAUGCGGAGUUCGAGGUGCCGGACGCAUUGUGCCACGACAUGUUCGAGCUCCACACGUCCGGCGAAAUGGACGCGGGCACGUACUACGCGGACCUCGCGCAGGGGCUGCUCCUGGAGCCGCCGCCGCCGCCGUCCAGCGGGGCGAGCUCGGAGCAAGGAGAUGAUGCGGCGCUAUGGAACCACUGAUGAGUGAUAACACCGAGGGACUCCGGUCAAAACUAUCUUCGCUCCGUUGAUUUAUUUCUUUAUUAUUUACUCCGAAAAAGCGCCGCGUACGUGGACGGUGGACCUAUCAUCGGCAUAAUAAAAUCGCGGGACAUUUGGGCGCAUCAAAACCGGUCUCACAUAAACCACAUAUCAAGACCGGUCUCACAUGAACCACAUACUCCUGGACAUAUGAAGGCCGGCAAGAAGAAGUAGGCUUCUUAUUAAAUGAGCUUAUAAAAGACGAUGAACAGGAAAAGCGAAAGGCUGACACGAAUGCCGGCUGUAAAAUAAUGAACCCGCAAGAUGGUCCAGAAAUAGGUGCCGUUGGUUCACGUGCGGUUACCAUAAGGAGCGACGUCCACUAGUUCCUGCAGCUGGAUAUUUCCCCGCUCCGGCCUCCAGGGGGUAAACCGCAAUUGACCCACAAGAUGUGGCCGAGACCCACCCAUGUCAGCCGGUGAAAGCA